AUGAGUACAUUAAAUUUUGGCAAGCACAAAUCGAAGACUAUUGAGGAGGUAUACGAGUCUGACCCUGGAUACUGCCGCUGGCUAUCGAAUCAAAAAGGUCUCGUUGCACAUAGUAGUGACUUUGCCAAAUUCCUAGCCCAAAAAUUUGGCAAUGACGAUGGAUCGUAUGUGAUGUCCUUCGGUAAGUAUAAGUCGAAGACUAUUAAACAGAUCCAAGCCAUUGAUGCUAAAUACCUUGAAUGGUUGAGCAAGAAUGAAUUCGUUCAGACCAAGAUGCCUAAGCUGAAAGCAGAAGUUGAUGAACUUCUAAAGUAA
Molecule: messenger RNA, 315 nt
Organism: Phytophthora sojae
Lineage: Eukaryota; Oomycota; Peronosporomycetes; Peronosporales; Peronosporaceae
Exons: 1
Coding region: 1-315 (104 amino acids)
Source: RefSeq, a predicted model, not a curated record